Molecule: messenger RNA, 258 nt
Organism: Melampsora larici-populina 98AG31
Lineage: Eukaryota; Fungi; Basidiomycota; Pucciniomycetes; Pucciniales; Melampsoraceae
Exons: 3
Coding region: 1-258 (85 amino acids)
Biological process (GO): positive regulation of TORC1 signaling
Cellular component (GO): cytoplasm
Source: RefSeq, a predicted model, not a curated record
AUGGCUAGUUUUAAGAACGUUGGACCUACACCUGUGGUCUAUCGGACAAACCGAUGUCCUGGAUGUGGUAAAUCUUUACGAAAAUGUGCAAUUUGUCUAAUGUCUAAUAGUAAUAAAACGUACACUUCUGAUCAAUAUUGUUGGUGUCAUCGAUGUAGACAUUUAUCACAUGCUGAUCAUUUGCAAGAAUGGAAAGAUAGAGGAAAUGAAGUUUGUCCAGUGACUGGAUGUGAAUGUAAUUGUUGGGAAGAUAAAUGA